Folsomia candida is the source of this 5720-nucleotide messenger RNA. It is a transcript of the gene conv, whose product is annotated as toll-like receptor 3. The transcript has 18 exons. The record is from RefSeq and is a predicted model, not a curated record. NCBI's taxonomy places the organism in Eukaryota, Metazoa, Arthropoda, Collembola, Entomobryomorpha, Isotomidae. Gene Ontology annotation, molecular function: protein binding. Bases 1964 to 5227 code for a protein of 1087 amino acids.
ACGUGGUGUUCGGGACUAACCGGAUAAGACGCAUUAUUCUUUUUUGCUCCGACAUUUUAAAUAAAAGCUUCGAUUUGCAACUUAUUGUGGAGUAAAAUUAUUUAGCAGAUCGUAUAAAUCUAACUAAACCAUGGAACUAGGAGGCGAAGCAACGGUAUAUCGAAGCACUAUCGUUCACCUUGCAGAGGAAGUUGAGAAAAUGGAAAAUGACGUUAGACAAAUUCGCCUACGGAUUAGCACAAAGAAAAAUCUCAUAGCUCAGCUGCAGGCCUUAUACACCUCAAAAAAUCACAUAGAGAAAGAUCUAAUAGCGGAGGCAAAUGUGGAACGUCACCAUGCUGGCGCUGUGGCCAGUUCCAGUGGAAUUGGAAAUAAUUCCGGGACGCUAACAAACUCAUCAAUGAGAGACCAAAUAGUUAGCCAAAGCAACAAUAGUGUCGCCGACAGAAUAAUUUUAAUUUUGCAUUAUGCUCAUUUUAUCAUUUUUACCCUAAUUUGAAGGUUGAGAGCAUUGUCUCAUUUUAACAUGUGUAGUAUGUAAGUUUAAUCUUGAGUUUUCAGUAUGCAAUUUUGUCUCAUUUUGUCAAGUUUUAUGCGGUAUUCAGUCCAUGUUGUAGUCAGUUCGAUUUUUCAGUCAACGUGCCAGAAAGUCUGGAGUUAAUUUGUAGUUUUAAGAUUAUUUUAAGUGAGUUUAUUUGUAUAAGUGAACCUUUUUGACCCUUGUUCGUGAUUGGUCAGUCAGUUUUUGGGACUACAACCGUGUACUUAUAUUUGUAUGUUUGAAUGCAUAAAAGCUCAGAAGCAAUCUACCAUUUGUACCAGCAACAUUAAAACUUUGAACCGGUAGUCGUAAUAAAACUUUGUGCUUCUCCAUUGCAAAGUGUGGUCAAGUUUUGAAAUUAUUGACAUAAUUUGCGGUGUGUGAGAAGACUUGGAGGACUUAGUAGGGACCCUGGACUAUCACAUUUUUGCAUUUAACUGGGUGUAGGGAAUUGGAAGCCUGCUCAACUUCAUCCACUACAAAUAGUUACAUUCCGCAUUCCUCACCCCCUUCGCUUGAACCCUCCCCUGUUACACCACUUGAGCACCUUGCGAUGGGAAUUAGAGCCAAGUCAGGCGUCGACUUGAUCAAAGAGUGUGGACUUGAAGGGACCAAAAAGGCGAAACGAUGAGCGCACGUCGGUUCAAACACUUUUAAACUGAUUCGAAUUCCUAUAUUGAUUUGGAGGUGUAAGUUUGUCCCUCCAGGUUCUACCCAGUUUUAUCUUCUCUGCAAGUUUCCCCGUAAUUUUUCCAUAUAUACACAUAAAUAUGUAAGUUUACACUCAUGACAAUUCAUCAUCACCAUUACUAUAAGACAACCCCAACUUGAUCCUCCAAGAUUUUUCGACUCUGUCGCAAUCAGUUAAUUAUUCCCGACGGGAAAAAUUAAAUACAUUUCCGGGUAGUUACUUUUAACAUAAACCUCAUUUUUAUAAUUUUAUUCGCAUUAAAAUGUAAAAUCUGUACAAUAAAUGGGUCAAAUUGAGUUUGCGGAAAAUAAAAAUAUGCAUGUACAAGUGCAGACAAUUGUUUUGCAUUCAAUAUACACGCAUGUAUUAUUAUUUGCAAAAAUAUUUUGCACAUCCCAGCUUAUUACGCAUUUUAGUAGCCAUAAACUUUUGCAGACAAAGAGAAAUUUUACCUGGCAGCCACCACCACCAAUCCACCUUCACUUUCUACCUGUUGCAUUCACUACGUACAUUAAAAACUGUAUCAAGAAUAACAUGGGAAGGAUUUGGGUCAUUUAUGGCAGUAUUCAAGUCUUUGCUACAUUUAAUUAAGUAAAAAUAGUAAAGAGAGAAAGUGUCCUUGUCUUAUCGACGACGACAACGACGCCAUGGUCAUCGUCACCUGACCGAGAUGUCAAUCAAAUCAAGACCCACAUUGUCCCAGGAAUCCGAAGAAAUUAAUCCUUAAGGAGAUGAUGAGUGAAAAAGUAUUAGUUUUCGUAUUACUGGUCGCGGUGGGUGUCGUGGUGGGGGUGUAUAUUCCCCCCGGUCCGAAAUGGAAGUGUCCCCCGGCGACGCACGUUUGGCCGUGUGUUUGCCACACCCCGUCCGAUUUGGGGAUCUCGUUGGAUUGCAAAGAUGUCUCUCUCGCCACCCUCUCGGCCGCCAUGGCGUAUCCCGUGGGGCAAAAAAUCCCCAUCAAUUUUCUCAACGUGACGAGAUUAAACAGUAAAAAAUUGUAUGGACCGAUUUUUAACGAGCUGAACUGUACUCGGAUAAGGAUUCAGGAUUCGCCAAAGUUGGAAAAGAUUUAUUCUGAUGUGUUCUUCAAUACGAGGCAUACAUUGAAGGAAUUGGAACUUUUUGACACCAAAUUGGACGAAUUUCCAGUCGAAGCAUUCGCCGAGCUUGACCUGCUCGAGAGACUCGUCCUCGACGGUCAUGCCAUUUCCCAUCUUAACGUCCCCAUCAGAGGUCUCCCCCUGCUCAAGGAGUUUCGCGUGUCGAACGGAAAUAUUUCAGCGUUUGGAAAGGAAACAUUUUCCGCUCUGGGGGCUAAACUGGCGAGACUUGACCUGCACGGGAAUAAAUUAAAGGGAGUGCCCAAAGAUGCUUUUCAGAACUUAAAAAAUUUGGAGUAUCUCGACGUCUCUUACAACUCUUGGGAUAAGUUGGACCCCACUUAUUUCGUCCAUUUGAACAAACUGACCUGGUUUAACGGAUCGCACAACGAUAUCCCCGACUUCAAACGGGGCGCAUUUGCAAGAAACGGCUUCCUCCGAGUAAUUUAUUUGACGCAUAACAAAAUUACGAAAAUCGAUGCGGCCGCGUUUCGUGGAAUGCGACUGUUGGUUCGACUUUACCUGAGUGACAACCAAAUUACGGAGGUCGGUCGCGCCGCCUUCAACUCGCUGCAACGUAUUAAAACGAUCGACCUUUCUCGGAAUCGUUUGACCCUCGUGGAUUUCCAAAUGUUUCUCAAGCUUCCGUUCUGCGAGGAGAUCCUCCUUCAGGAAAAUAACAUUACGACAAUCAAGGCUGGCGCGUUUAACGAGUUUACCCAAACGCUGGUUAACAUUUCGCACAAUGCGUUAAGCAAAGUGGAAAAGGAGGCUUUUACGAAUUGUGUGAAUAUUACGGUCCUCGACAUGAGCCACAACCUUCUCACCAACUUUACACGAGGUGCAUUUGACGAGAACAGUUACGCCGACGAGUGGCGCCUAGACUUCAACCUGCUCCAAUUAACGACCGAUAUUCCGCUUAAGUUUAUGAUCCCGUUACGAAUAUUGAACGUGAGCUACAACAAUUUACGUGAAGUUGGAAGGAACACGUUUCCGAAACUGUAUGAAUUGCACACGGUAGAUUUUUCGCACAAUAAUUUGAGCAAGAUUCACAGUUCCGUGUUCGGAAAUAUUUUUGGAUUGAGGUUGCUCGAUUUGAGGUACAACAAUAUGUCGGAAUUAACGGGAUCCACGCUAGGCACGAUGCCCACGCUGUUAGAACUUUACAUGGACCAUAACAAGCUGAAGGUCGUGAGCAAUGCGGCGUUUACGAAAUUGGUGUCGUUAAGAGUGCUCUCCCUCGGGCAUAAUAAUAUGACGAAAGUGUCACAGAUUCCUGGAAGUUUGAACGAUCUCGACCUCUCCCACAAUUCGAUUACCAGUCUCGCCAAAGCCUGGCCACAGAUGAACGCCCUUCAACGCCUCGACUUAAGCUGGAACCAGCUCGGUGGGAAUUUAGAGGGGGGCUCAUUUUCCGGUUUAGCCGCCCUCGCAAAAAUCAACUUGGCACACAACAACAUUUCCGAGAUUCCCAUCGAAGCUCUAUCCGACUUAAGGACGUGUCAACACAUUGACCUCUCUCAUAACGGAAUUUCAUCCCUUGAGAAGGCAGCUUUUGGUCGUUUGCCCGUCGUGUUCACCUUGCUGUUGAAUAACAACAAUAUUUCGACCAUGGCACCAAAAUCGUUCGAAGGGCUGAUCCAAUUGUUACAUCUGGACUUAAGCAGUAACAAGUUGUCGAAUAUUCCAGCUGGUGCGUUAGCAAAUCUGGUGUCUCUGAGGACCUUAAAUCUCUCCCAUAAUGCGAUACAACGUACGGAAAAUGGGACAAAUUCCUUGUUUGAGGACGCUCUCUCUCUCCUCACGCUGGACUUGUCGUUCAACUGGAUUUCAUCGAUUUUUACGAAAACUUUUCCCCAACAGGAAUGGACCAACUACAAACUCGCCCACGUCAACCUCUCUCACAAUCGGUUACCCGCAAUAACCCGAGAAAUCCUGCGAGGCACGACCCGCACCCUUAUCUCACUCGACCUCUCGCACAACCAGAUAUCCGACGUGAAGCCGAACCUCCUCCAUCACCUCGCGGUUCUCGAGGACCUCGAUUUAUCCCACAAUUCACUCCACUUUCUCGAACCGGUCUCCCUCGGACCGCCCCCCGCCAUAAAAACUCUCAACCUGGAGGACAACUCGUUACGAAAAUUCCCCACGGACGUCCUCCCCCUCGCGAAAAACUUGACGUUCAUCAAUCUCCAGAGAAAUCGGAUACGACACUUUGCUCCCGAAUUUGGCGAUAAGAUUGAAACCAAUGGGAGUCGAAUUUUACUGGGAGGAAAUCCAUUAAAUUGUGAUUGUAUGCUGAUUCCGCUGCAGAGAUAUUUUACGAGGGAGAGGGAAGAGUUGAGUAAUCGGAGUGAAGCGUUUUUCCGAGAUUUUGAUAACUUUGAGUGCAUCUUGAGCAACAGUGGGGGUGCGGAUGGGGGCGAGGAAAGAGUGAAAUUGAGCAAUGUGGAGGAAUCAAGGUUGAUUUGCGAUUAUAGUGAUGACCCUUUAGCGAAAAGGGUGGAAAUUGGGAGGGAAGGAGAUGUCGAAAUCAGGACGGUGCUGCAAGAUGGGAGACAUGUGCAGAUAAGAUGGCGAGUAAAAUCGAAACGCGACAUCCUCGGCUUUAUCGUGACCGCCGUGGGAGACAAUGUCAUCCUGCACACGGCCAUGUUUGGCUACCACGUUCGCCUCGGGGGUAUCGACAUGCCGGACGGAUCGCGACAAAUCUGCGUCCUUCCGAACCUCUCAACCUCACAGAGUUUUGGAGCACCAAGCAUCGCAGAUGUCGAAGCUGUGGGGGCGUGUCGUUCAGUGGACGAGAGAGCCAUCGCAGCAGCGCAUAGUUCUGGACCAAGAUUAAUGACGAGUAGCGUGAUCGUGACAGUUUUUGCGGGAUGGAUGCUGCUGGUUUAAGUUAAUUAAUUAGUUACUUAAUUAAUUAAUUAGUGAGUAAUGAUGGUUGUGCUGUAAGGAAUGAUUUGUGAUAUUUUUACGAGUUGUUUUACAUACGUAUCGAAAGACUAAGUAAUUUAUUUGCGUCUUGACAUGAAUGAAUGAUGACAAUAAUUAAGUUUUAACUAAAUAUAUUUUUGUAACGAUUAAUACACAAAUUAAUUAACUUUUGGUGAAUGCAAGUGCCAACACAAAUAACAAAUUAGCAUUAAUUAACUAAUAAUUACGGUGUAAUAAUUUACAUAAUUUUAAUAAGUAACCAUUUUUAUACGGAACUUUUAUACUUUUGCAAAUAUUUAGCGAACAUGAAUUGCAUGCAUUUUUGCACGUGGUAAAUACUGUUGUGCCCUCGUAGCCAGGUUACCUUUCUCACGGAAGAAUCUCUGCCUUCUUGCUGACACGUUUUUUGUACCGAAACUUUUUACAGAAAAAUAAAAUAAAAUUCAGACAGAAA